Messenger RNA from Trichoplax adhaerens, 402 nucleotides. RefSeq lists its product as uncharacterized. The record is from RefSeq and is a predicted model, not a curated record. NCBI's taxonomy places the organism in Eukaryota, Metazoa, Placozoa, Uniplacotomia, Trichoplacea, Trichoplacidae. The transcript has a single exon. Bases 1 to 402 code for a protein of 133 amino acids.
AUGAAUCUAGUUGAAAUUGGUCUCAUUGUUGCAGUUGCUAUACCAGCUCAUAUUCUUGGCGCUUUAUGGUACGGUAUACUGUUUGGUCAAGCUUGGUAUACACGCGUUUACAAGAUUCCGAAUCGUAAAAUGGAAAAUGAUAACUCUGUCUUACCUUAUCUCAUCUCGUUUACAAGUAAUGUCGUCGCGUCCUACUUGCUGUAUGUAUGGUUUGGCACACAAACAACUUAUGGCUUCGUUCCAACUCUUGCCAUUGCGUCGGUUGUAAUCAUGGCUCUUGCAGCACCUCAAUUUGCCUUCUCUCAGUGGUCUCCAAUAGUCUAUUUAAUCGAUUGUAGCCAUAGUAUUGCCUGUGUUGCAGCCAUGGCCUACAUACAUCGUUAUCUGAUUCAUCAACAGUAA